AACAUGCAAUUUCUCUAAGACCGUGUUAUGAUGCAGGCACUAAUGGUGGUGGUUGCCCAUAUACUUCGGGAUACAGCUAUGGGGAAAAAUGUUACUCAUUCUAAGCUUAGUGGAUCAAGAAGGCUGCAGGAUGCCAUUGUCCUUGGGUAUCAGCUCCAGAGAGUUUCUGGGAAAGAUAUAGAUGUCCCUAGUUGGUAUGCACUUGCACAAGAUGAACUUAGCUUUCACACACCAUCGGCAGAUGAGACCAGUAUUCAGAGUACCUUGACCAGAGAGACUGAUGACAUCGAAAUCUUGCAUGGAGAUCAUCAUAUCUUUCAGAUACAAUAG
Molecule: messenger RNA, 330 nt
Organism: Salvia splendens (bonfire salvia)
Lineage: Eukaryota; Viridiplantae; Streptophyta; Magnoliopsida; Lamiales; Lamiaceae
Product: L-arabinokinase-like
Exons: 4
Coding region: 28-330 (100 amino acids)
Source: RefSeq, a predicted model, not a curated record